GCCCAUAUUAUGCCGUUGCUAAGAACAAUUCUUACCCUCAAGACUCUGCCCAAGCUUGUUGAGUUCGCGCGUGCGUGUUUCUCUGUACCUGGUUCAAGACAUCGGCCAGUGGUUACUCGAAAAGAAACGCCGGACUUUUGGGACAAGCGGUUGGUAUUUGUGUUACUGAGAGGGGCAAGAAUCUGUCGUCGAUGCGGAGGAUCUCGAUACAAUCUUGGUGGCCAGUCUUGGUCUACCCUGAGAUGGGCUGGGAACAAUAUCUUCGAGAACUACCAACAAAGAGAUGGAGAAGGUGGCAUUGGAGCCUUCUUCUAAGCACACUCGGUGAAAUCAUGCGGGAGAUAUGAGAUGAACCAAAUUGAUGCUUGAGGCAAAGCAGGGCCCGAGUGGAAUGAUUGGUUCUCCCAAGUCAAUCGCGUAUGCAAGGCAGAAAUAAAGCUCACUGAACGCGCGACUUUAUGAGGAUUGGGAAAGGAUUGUAUCUAUGAUCCGAAUGCCUAUACGGAGUACAAAU
Molecule: messenger RNA, 514 nt
Organism: Aspergillus brunneoviolaceus CBS 621.78
Lineage: Eukaryota; Fungi; Ascomycota; Eurotiomycetes; Eurotiales; Aspergillaceae
Exons: 1
Coding region: 10-315 (101 amino acids)
Source: RefSeq, a predicted model, not a curated record